AUGUUUAAAAAGCCUUUCCGCCCUCCCAGCUUCGUCCGCCCGGAUGCACAUAGCUCCGCACCGCCACAGAAAAAGCGCCGCACGUCCUCGGGCGCCGUUCCUGAGCGUGUGCGAGACGACACAGAUCCCGCCCUUCUUCUGACCAAUGCAGCCCAUGCUUCCGUCCCUGCAGAUCAGGGCGGUCGCUACUACACAGUACUCUGGCGAAAAUGCACAACAAAGAAGAACAAAACCUGGGAUGGCGACGGGGUCCUCGCUAUCACGAAUGGCUACGCGGUGCUGCUGGACAGUGAUACUGGAAAAGAGUUGGGGAAGGGUGCAUGUGCUCGACCACUACUCCCAGGGUCGACAUUGUCUUUAGGUGGGAAGGAGCUUGAGAUUGACAGCGUCAUGUCAAAAGAGGAUUAUCUCUCUGGGAGAUUCUUUUUGGGAUCUACGACAACCAACUCAGCUCCACCGUCAGCUGGCAUGUCCAAAGCAUAUCGGACGGUGAGCGCAUCAAGUGGCUCUCGAAAUGCGAACGUGGCCUGUGAUGUGCCCCGGAAACCUGCCAUCGCUCGGAAGCAGUUCAAAACCCCGGUGCUCAAUAGCGCGGUACCGCCCAAAUCGUCCUCGUCAGUUCCCCAACCUCGCCAUGAUCCCAGUCCACCCAAUGCACUUGUCAUGAAGCGGCCAACGCUGUGUCCCAAAGGCAAGCAGAUUGUCGACGUCGUCGUCGACCCAAUCCUCACCCGGCAUCUCCGGGACCACCAGCGCGAAGGCGUCCGGUUUUUAUACGAAUGUGUGAUGGGCAUGCGGUGUGAAGGCGAGGGCGCCAUCAUGGCCGAUGAAAUGGGUCUGGGAAAGACGUUGCAGACGAUAACUCUCCUCUGGACCCUGUUGAAGCAGAACCCGUACUCUGAGAGUCAGCCUGUAGUGACGAAAGCUCUGAUAGUGUGUCCAGCUGGUCUGGUCGAGAAUUGGAGGCGGGAGUUCCGGAAAUGGUUGGGGAACGAGCGGAUCGGUGUCUUUGUGCUUGACAAGUCCAACAAGGAUAAGAAGAUCACUAACUUCACAAUGGGAAAGGCGUAUAACGUAAUGAUUGUCGGGUACGAGAUGUUGCGCGUCGUUCAAGACGAGCUGAAGAAGGGAGCGGGCGUGGAUAUCGUCAUUGCGGACGAGGGACACCGCUUGAAAACCGCAAAUAACAAGGCCAUGCUUGCCAUACAAUCCCUCAACACGGAGCGUCGCAUCAUCCUGUCGGGGACUCCGCUUCAGAACGAUCUCAGCGAGUUCUACACCGCGAUAGACUUUGUGAACCCAGGCCUGCUCGGAAAGCGGUCGGCGUUUAAGCGCGAGUUCGAGAACCCCAUUCUGCGGAGCCGGCAACCCGGUGCCAGCGAAGCUGAGCUGGAGAAAGGAGAGGCGAGAUGGAAGGAGCUCGUCUCGUUGACAAGUCAAUUCAUGAUUCGGCGAACGGCCGACGUCCUGAGCAAAUACCUACCGCCGAAGACCGAACACAUCGUCUUCUGCACACCAACAGUGGCCCAGGCAUCUGCGUACCGCAAUGUCCUGUCAUCGCCAAUCUUCCGAAUGGCAUACGGCAACAACGACAUGGCACUCCAGCUUAUCACUGUUCUGAAGAAACUCUGCAACAGCCCCUCACUUCUGAAAUCAUCCAAAGACGGAGAUGAGACCCCCUCAGAACUUCUCCAGAACCUCGUCCCCCUCAUACCCGCGAACGUCCUCUCCUCGCACGCAUCCAGCACGAAGCUCCGCGUCCUCGACUCUCUGCUCCACAAGAUCUACACAACCACCAAGGAAAAAGUGGUCAUCGUGUCCAACUACACGGCAACCCUCAACAUGAUCGAACGCCUCCUCACCUCCCUCUCGUACACCUUCCUGCGCCUCGACGGCUCCACCCCAGCCGCCAAACGCCAACCCCUCGUCGAGAAGUUCAACCGGUCCGACCCGAAAUCCUCCUUCGCCUUCCUGCUCUCGGCCAAAUCCGGCGGCGUCGGCCUCAACCUGAUCGGCGCCUCGCGCAUCGUGCUGUUCGACCUGGACUGGAACCCGGCCACGGACCUGCAGGCCAUGGCCCGGAUCCACCGAGAUGGGCAGAAGUUGCCGUGCAAGAUCUACCGGUUCCUGGUGCAGGGCGCGCUCGACGAGAAGAUCUUCCAGCGGCAGAUUGUGAAGAUGGGGCUUGCGAACGCGGUCGUGGAUCACAAGGCCAGUGCGGCCGGGUUUUCCCAGGAGGAGUUGAGGGAUCUGUUUCGGCUUGAUGAGAGGGGGAGUUGUCAGACGCAUGAUUUGUUGGGUUGUACGUGUGAGGGGCGGGGGAUGCCUGAGAUGGAGACUGCGGGGGAGGAAGAGGUGGAGGAUUGCGAGGGGGAAGAGCAUGAGGCGUUGUUCUGGCUGCAGAAGGCGUCGCAGGUCGAUAUGGAGGCACAGGAAAUGCGGUUAGAGAGACGCAGGAUGCAGGGUCGGCAGGGAGAGCAACCGAGACUGCGGAUGUUGAAAGAGUAUGCGCAUUUCGACGCGAGGUUGCUGAGGGAUGCGGAGGAUCUUGACGACGAGGUGGUCGCGCUUGUGGACGAUGAUGUUUUGCUAGAGGUGGUGAGGGAGCAGGACAGUCGAGUGGGUUAUUUGAUGACGAAGUCGUCGUCGUGAAGAUGGAUGAACGCAUGUUUAGUGAGGUUCACACUCAUGUCCUGGGACGCAGCGAACGCUACACACAAGCUAGCGUUGAUGGCAUGUUUAGAAACUUUGUAGAUAUAAGCGUAGACAAUCAAUACAUGGAAGAUACUAUGUAUCUCUCCUUGUUGCUGCGGC
Messenger RNA from Westerdykella ornata, 2814 nucleotides. RefSeq lists its product as uncharacterized. Lineage: Eukaryota; Fungi; Ascomycota; Dothideomycetes; Pleosporales; Sporormiaceae. Gene Ontology annotation, molecular function: DNA translocase activity; ATP binding; ATP-dependent chromatin remodeler activity. Gene Ontology annotation, biological process: reciprocal meiotic recombination; double-strand break repair via homologous recombination. The record is from RefSeq and is a predicted model, not a curated record. Gene Ontology annotation, cellular component: nucleus. The coding region runs from base 1 to 2652 and encodes 883 amino acids. The transcript has 2 exons.